Molecule: messenger RNA, 2403 nt
Organism: Vitis riparia (riverbank grape)
Lineage: Eukaryota; Viridiplantae; Streptophyta; Magnoliopsida; Vitales; Vitaceae
Product: heat shock cognate protein 80
Exons: 3
Coding region: 72-2171 (699 amino acids)
Biological process (GO): cellular response to heat; protein folding; protein stabilization
Cellular component (GO): cytosol; plasma membrane; protein-containing complex
Molecular function (GO): ATP binding; ATP hydrolysis activity; ATP-dependent protein folding chaperone
Source: RefSeq, a predicted model, not a curated record
UCCCCGCCAUUCGCCCCACAUCGAAACCCUAAGUCUCUCCGAAGUCUUGUGAGCCUCCUCUGUGUUCGGAAAUGGCGGAGACGGAGACGUUUGCAUUCCAGGCGGAGAUCAACCAGCUGCUCAGUCUCAUCAUCAACACUUUCUAUAGCAACAAGGAGAUUUUCCUUCGUGAGCUCAUCAGCAAUUCCUCCGAUGCUCUGGACAAGAUAAGAUUUGAGAGCUUGACUGACAAGAGCAAGCUUGAUGCACAACCUGAGCUUUUCAUCCAUAUAGUCCCAGACAAGACCAACAACAGUCUCACUAUCAUUGACAGUGGAAUUGGAAUGACCAAGGCUGACCUGGUGAACAAUCUUGGUACCAUUGCAAGGUCUGGAACCAAAGAGUUCAUGGAAGCUUUAGCUGCUGGUGCUGAUGUGAGCAUGAUUGGACAGUUUGGUGUUGGAUUCUACUCGGCUUACUUGGUGGCUGAGAAGGUGAUUGUUACUUCCAAGCACAAUGAUGAUGAACAGUAUGUCUGGGAGUCACAGGCUGGUGGCUCCUUCACUGUCACUAGGGAUACCUCUGGUGAGAGCCUUGGUAGGGGUACUAAGAUCACCCUCUAUCUUAAAGAAGACCAGUUGGAAUACCUUGAGGAGCGCCGACUCAAGGAUCUCAUUAAGAAGCAUUCUGAAUUUAUCAGCUACCCUAUUUCUCUUUGGAUUGAGAAGACCACUGAGAAGGAGAUUUCUGAUGACGAAGAUGAAGAAGACAAGAAGGAUGAGGAGGGUAAGGUAGAGGAAGUUGAUGAGGAGAAAGAAAAAGAAGAGAAGAAAAAGAAGAAGAUCAAGGAAGUGUCACAUGAGUGGUCCUUGGUCAACAAGCAAAAGCCCAUCUGGAUGAGGAAACCUGAGGAGAUUACUAAAGAAGAGUAUGCCGCAUUUUACAAGAGUCUCACCAAUGACUGGGAGGAGCAUCUGGCUGUGAAACACUUUUCUGUUGAGGGACAGCUUGAGUUCAAGGCCAUCCUAUUUGUUCCCAAGAGGGCACCCUUUGACCUAUUUGACACAAGGAAAAAACCCAACAAUAUCAAGCUCUAUGUUCGUCGUGUUUUCAUCAUGGACAACUGUGAGGAGUUGAUCCCCGAGUACCUGGGAUUUGUGAAGGGUAUUGUGGAUUCUGAGGAUCUCCCCCUCAACAUCUCUAGAGAGAUGCUCCAGCAGAACAAGAUCCUCAAGGUUAUCCGCAAAAAUUUGGUUAAGAAAUGCCUUGAACUCUUCUUUGAAAUUGCUGAGAACAAGGAUGAUUACAAUAAAUUCUAUGAGGCAUUCUCAAAGAACCUAAAGCUUGGGAUUCAUGAGGACUCCCAGAACAAAGGUAAGCUUGCUGAAUUGCUUCGCUACCACUCCACCAAGAGCGGAGAUGAGCUGACCAGUCUUAAGGAUUAUGUCACAAGGAUGAAGGAAGGGCAGAAUGAUAUCUAUUAUAUCACAGGAGAGAGCAAGAAGGCUGUUGAGAAUUCUCCAUUCCUUGAAAAGCUGAAGAAGAAGGGUUAUGAGGUUCUGUUCAUGGUUGACGCCAUUGAUGAGUAUGCAGUGGGGCAACUGAAGGAGUUUGAGGGGAAGAAGCUUGUCUCUGCAACCAAGGAGGGUCUGAAACUUGAUGAGAGUGAGGAUGAGAAAAAGAAGCAGGAAGCUUUGAAGGAGAAGUUUGAGGGUCUCUGCAAGGUGAUGAAGGAUGUGCUCGGUGACAGGGUUGAGAAAGUUGUAGUUUCUGACCGUGUAGUGGAUUCUCCAUGCUGCUUAGUCACAGGAGAGUAUGGUUGGACGGCUAACAUGGAGAGAAUCAUGAAGGCGCAAGCAUUGAGGGAUUCUAGCAUGGCUGGGUACAUGUCCAGCAAGAAGACAAUGGAGAUCAAUCCCGAGAAUCCCAUCAUGGAGGAGCUGAGAAAGAGAGCUGAUGCAGACAAGAAUGACAAAUCUGUGAAAGACCUGGUUCUGUUGCUGUUUGAGACAGCCCUCCUUACAUCUGGCUUCAGCUUGGAUGAGCCCAACACCUUUGGCAACAGGAUCCAUAGGAUGAUGAAGUUGGGACUGAGUAUUGAUGAAGAUGGCCCUGAGGCUGACACCGACAUGCCUCCCUUGGAGGAGGCCGACGCAGAUGCCGAGGGUAGCAAGAUGGAGGAAGUUGACUAAAUCUGAUCCUUUUAAGUAAACAUCUAUCAGUUUCUGUAUCUGCAAUUCCCAAUUCCCGUUUUGCUUUUUCCCUUUUUUUUUUUUUUUAAAUUUAAAUUUACCAGUGGUGUUAGAGAUGAGAUACUAUUAUUGUCCUGUUGGUAAGCACACUCCAUGCUGUUUUGUUUUGCUAGGCGAUAAGAUCCGAGUAAUUGCAAGUUGAUGGUAUAAUGUACUUCUUCUUCUGUUCUAA